GGAUCACUUCCACAUUUGCUUGCACGUCCUCUCUCUCUCUCUCUCUCUAAACUACACAAUAAUCCAUCUGUCAGCAUUCGUCGGCCCCAUAUUAUAACCCUCUCUCCCUCCAUUUUCUUGUUCUCAUCAAUCUCUCUCUCUCACCACCAUCUCCGCCGCCAUGAACGCCGGAUUCACCCGCCACCGCUUCGCCAACGACCUCGACGACUCCGAUUACUCCGCCAGCAACAGCGGCGGAGAUUCCCCGCGCUCCAAGAUCGCUUCCACUUCCUCCUCCAAAAGAAGUCGGAGAGCUUCACAGAAGAGAGUGGUGUCAGUGCCGAUCAAGGACAUGGAGGGAUUGAGGCAGAAGGGUGAUCAGAUUGGAUCUCCGCCGUCCGAUUCAUGGGCGUGGAGGAAGUACGGCCAAAAGCCAAUCAAAGGCUCCCCAUAUCCGAGAGGGUAUUAUAGGUGCAGUAGCUCGAAGGGAUGUCCGGCCAGAAAACAAGUGGAGAGGAGUCGAUUGGAUCCCAAAAUGUUGGUGGUGACAUAUUAUUGCGAGCACAACCACAAUUGGCCGGUUUCCAAGGCCAGCCACCACAAAACCGCCGCCGCCAGAAACGUCAAAACUCCGAUUUCGGAGGAGGAUGAGGAAGAGGAAGAGGAGGACGAGGAGGAGGAAGUGGAGAAGAAGCCUGCGAUUAAUCUAUCUGAUCAAUCUCACGACGAAUUCGAAUUCGCGGCGGCGGAUAACAAAUUCAGCAGUAGCAAUCACGGCGGCGAAUUCGGAUGGUUUGCUGAUUUCGAAUCGGCAAAUUGCACUAUGCUGGAGAGCCCGAUGCUGGCGGAGGAGAGGAUUAGUGCCGACAGCGAGAUGGCGAUGAUUUUCACGAUGAGGGAGGAGGAUGAGUCGCUCUUCGCCGAUCUCGGCGAGCUGCCGGAGUGCUCCACCGUGUUCCGCCGUGGAUUGGCGACCACCGGAUGAGGGAGGGCGGGUGAUGUGACUUAGAUUUUUAUUUAUUUUUAAUUAUUAAAAGAAAUGUUGAGAGAAGGUUCUUUUGUAAUUUUUUAAAUCUUAAUGUUAUUUUACUAUUUGCCAACAGUGUAGAGGUUAGAAAAAAGAUUUGUUUGUUUGGGUGGUUGAAGUCAUAAAUUAAAUCUCCUUGUAAUUAACUCCA
Molecule: messenger RNA, 1157 nt
Organism: Salvia hispanica
Lineage: Eukaryota; Viridiplantae; Streptophyta; Magnoliopsida; Lamiales; Lamiaceae
Product: putative WRKY transcription factor 65
Biological process (GO): regulation of DNA-templated transcription
Cellular component (GO): nucleus
Molecular function (GO): transcription cis-regulatory region binding; DNA-binding transcription factor activity
Source: RefSeq, a predicted model, not a curated record